GCUAGGGAGAGCUCCAUGGCAGAGUCCAGAAUAUUCGGAGGUCUCAAGCCCACCAAGUCCAGGUUACUGGGCCCUACUAUCAGAGGCCCACCACCCAACGGCGCGGCCACUCAUGCCCCACGUCGCAUCCUCUUCUCCUUUUCUCCGGAGAGUCAAUGGCUCGGUCAAAGCUCAACGAGAGCAUGUCUUCCUCCUCUCCGUUCUCCGUGUCUCCCCGCCCCAUCCGCCGCUAGCCCCGCCUACCCUCGCCUCGCCUCCUCCGCCGCCUCCGCCUCCGCCCCCGCCCGCCUCCGCUCCCGCAUUACCCUCCCCGGUGGCAGAUCUCCCGUCCCCCCAAUGGACCCGGCCGCCUCCGCCGCGGAGUCGUCGUCGCUGUCGUCGCGCGACGUCGCCGCGAUGCCGGACUCGCCGCCGCGGCGGGCGGCGAGGCACCGGCGCGCGCAGUCGGAGAUCCUCCUCGGGGCGGCGCUCCCGGACGACAUCGCCUUCGACGCCGACCUCGGCGUGGUCGGGGAGGUCGGCGGCGGCGGCGGGGACGACUACGAGGAGGAGGAGGAGGAUGACGAGGAGGAGGAGAUGGAGGGGGCGGGCGGCAGCCGGAUGUUCGAGAUGUUCCUCGAGGCCGGGGGCAAGCUCGAGACCCCGGAGCCCGCGGCGCCGCUGCCGCCGCCGCCCGCUCGGCCGCGUCACCAGCACAGCAUGUCGAUGGACGGGUCCACGUCCCUGGCGUCGUCCGCCGCGGGUGUGGCGGGGAGGAUGGGCGCGGACGCUAAGAAGGCCAUCUCUGACGCCAAGCUCGCGGAGCUCGCCCUCGUUGACCCCAAGCGCGCCAAGAGGAUCUUGGCAAACCGCCAGUCAGCUGCUAGGUCAAAAGAAAGAAAGAUGCGCUACAUUGCAGAGCUUGAGAGAAAAGUACAGACUCUCCAGACAGAAGCAACUACACUAUCAGCACAGUUGUCCAUGUUACAGAGAGAUACCACUGGUUUAACAAGUGAAAAUAGUGAUUUGAAAAUACGGGUGCAAACAAUGGAGCAACAAGUCAGGCUGCAGGAUGCACUAAAUGACAGGCUAAGAGAUGAGAUUCAGCAGCUAAAGGUUGCAACAGGUCAGGUUAAUGCCAACUGCGGCAAAGUGGGAAACUUUGGCCUCUCCUCAUUUGGAGGCGCCAAUCCACAAGGUUACCAGCGCAGUCACAUACAAUCUCUUCUGGCAGCCCAGCAGCUGCAGCAGCUACAGAUCCACUCCCAGCACCAGCAGCAACAGAUGCAUCUGCAGCAGCAUCAUCAUCUUAGCACGGUCCAACAGCAGCUUCUGCAGGAGGGGUUGCCCUUGCCAGGGGAUCUGAAGAUGAAAGGAAUUGUGGCGGCAUCCCAUGCACAGAACGCCGGCGCAUCUGAAAGCCACGCUCUGAGGAGUGAGCCGUGAGUUGGCAUAGGCUCAUGGCGGUUGUCAGUAAUAAUAACAUGUUGUAUCUGAGUGACUCAUGCAUAGGCUAGCGCAGUAUCUAGGUAAAAUUUCAGACUAUCUAUGAAGCACUUAGAUGCCUGCAGCCUGUAGAAUGUAGAUCCCAUUCAGUUGUAAGUUGUAGAACUGAUGAGGCAAAACUGAGUAAUUCACCGGUGCCAUGGAGUAUGUUCACGUCAUAUGCAAUCGCGCCUGUCUCAAUA
Messenger RNA from Oryza sativa Japonica Group (Japanese rice), 1667 nucleotides. RefSeq names its product transcription factor RF2a-like. The record is from RefSeq and is a predicted model, not a curated record. Gene Ontology annotation, cellular component: nucleus. Gene Ontology annotation, biological process: regulation of DNA-templated transcription. Gene Ontology annotation, molecular function: DNA-binding transcription factor activity. Lineage: Eukaryota; Viridiplantae; Streptophyta; Magnoliopsida; Poales; Poaceae.